UGAACAAUCAUGCUGUGUUGGAAGUAAAGUUUCGGCCUCUUUGUCGACGCGACGUUGUCCAUGAUGACCGACUAGUUCCAGCACAUUCGCCAUGAUCCAGUCAAGGAAUUUGCAGAAUAAAUUACCUGGUACAACUUUGAGAACCCAGUAAUCAGUCAGGAGUGCGCACAUGGGACGAAGAAGGUUUUGGCUAUCCGAGCAGAAUGGCGACGCAGCCCCAACCAGACCAAUCCUUGAAAGGGCUUGUCAAUAAUCCCGGUGAAAACAACUGCUUUCUUAACUCAACAGUCCAGGUCCUUUGGCAUCUGCCAUUGUUUCGCAGCAGUCUUGCUAGCCUAUACGGCCAUUACUGCAACUCGGCGAAAUGUGUGUUUUGUGCGCUAAAGACGCUGUUCAUCCGACUCGAAAAGGUCGAUCGGCCAGCAAUUCCUCCGGAUGUUCUUCGCCGGGCUAUGGCAGAUGCUUUCGAUGCGGAUGAUCGGUUUCAGUUGGGAGUAAUGGACGAUGCAGCUGAGUGCUAUGAACAUCUACUAACACGUCUUCAUUAUCACUUGGCACCUGACCAAGAGGAGAAUGCGUGUAAUCAAUCUCACUGCAUCACACACUCAAAGUGCUGCAUGAGCAUAUUUGAACAGAGAUGCUGCGGGUGCGGCGAACAAUCUGAAUUGAUGGGCUUCACGCAGAUCGUACAAUAUAUCUCUGCCCCAUCUGUAAUGAAAGUCGCUCUGGAGAAUACAGCGAGUCGCUUGUCAUUCGGCAGAACUGUUCGAUCGGCCAUGGAAGCCUACGGGAAGCAGCCAUGUUCAUCACGCUGUGGUGGAAUGUCAACAACUCGUCAGUACCUCAUGAACUCACCAUCACUAUUGUGCCUUGGAGUGAUCUGGAACUCGGAUAAGCCCAGUGUCGCGGAGAUCAUGUCGUUCGUAUCUGCAUUGGAUUCCACCAUCACUCUGAACCAUAUCUUCUACAACGUGGCAGAUGAAGCGGCUGGCCGCAAGAAGAUGAACUUGGUUGGCAUGGUGAUGUACUAUGGCAAGCACUACAGCUCCUUGUUCUUGUCAAACUCGACCAAGAAAUGGACUUUCUUUGACGACUCGCAUGUCAGAGUGCUGGGCAGUGAUUUGGCAUGUGUCAAAGACCUGUGCAGACGUGCUCACUAUCAGCCACUGUUGUUAGUGUAUGCCGAUCCCAACGCAACCGCUGUCGACUUUGAGCAUGCACCGGAAACAGUCAUACAGAUGACUCACAAGCAAGAGCAGCGUGCUCUGAAGCGCCUGCCGUUGACGAGCGAUCGAGGCGGAACCCUGCGUCGCUCUCUGAGCUUAAUAGGAAGCCCGGUGAAAGGAGGCUCAGGCCAGGCCAUGACUAAAGCAUCCCAGGCAGAAAGUGUGCCAGAAGCGGCUGUUGUGACGGACUUGAUUAACUUGGCUAGCUUGAGUGACUCUUCCAACUCUCAACAGAAACCACAACAGCAGCAGCAGCAGCAACACUUGGUGCAAGCGCAAGUGUCCGCCACUAGUAGCUCACAGGUAGCAGCGUCUGCUCCACCCUAUUCCACUCAGCCAAGUGCUCCACACCACACCAGUACUGUCAGCUCUGCUGCACCCUGUUCUUCGUUAGCCUCCCCACCCCGGCAACGACAAUCACACGGAGCAUUCAGCGAGGAAGAUCAACGGCAAGCGAGAGUGUGGCGUGAUCAAAUGAAAGGCAGCCCGUCCACGGGUGCCAGUUCAGGCAGCGCUGACUUAAUCGUGUUCAAUCCGGCGCCCCCUCGCUUUGCAGCUAAUGGUGCACUGCAGGCAGGUGCUUAUCCGACAAUGUCUACUGCACAGUCACACGCCCCUACUGCACCAGUCUCUUCAUCUGUUAUGGCCGGCAGCUCUGGGCAGCGCAGUUCAGCACCUUAUCCCAGUGGCCCGGGAGUGAUGCCGCAACCAAGUGCUCAACCACCGCAUCAGCAGUAUAGCACUUCACAACAGCAGCCACAGCAACAGCAACCUUAUGGCACUUCACAACAGUGGCAACAGCAGCAGCCACAACAACAGCGACAGCAGCAGCAACAGCGGCAGCCACAGCAACAACCGACUAAAGGCCCCUCACUUGUACCCACGACAGCCCGUGCAGUGGACCAAGCAUCUGGUAGUACUGGCUCUGGCCAGUCUGGGCAACGUUAUUCAGCACCCUAUGCCAGUGCUAUGGCCGCCAUGCCACAACCGACUGCGGCUGUGGCUCACCAGCACUAUAGUCAUGCUCAGCAGCAGCAGCAGCCACCACCAUUGCAACAGCAGCAUCAGCAGCAGCAACACCAGCAGCCACCACAAUUGCAACAACAGCAUCAGCAGCAGGAACACCAGCGACAAUUACAGCCACAGGUGCAGAAGCAGCAGCAGCAGCAACACCAGCAGCAGCAACACCAGCGACAAGCACAGGUGCAGCAGCAGCAGCAGCAGCAGCAGCAACAACAACAACAACAACAACAGCAGCAGGCGCGGGCAAAGGACCAGCCGGAUGGGAAACUGCAGCGUCCGACCGCCAGCCCUUCUACACCACCACUGAGAGGCCCUGCAGAUGGCCAAGCACCCAGACCACGCGCAGAGUCUCCUCGUUCGCUUGUACGCAUCGUGGACUCUUAUUCCGAACAGGCUGAAGAGCUGAUGUUCCGAUCUGCGCAGCUAGCGUCAAAGGGGGAGCUGGAUGAAGCUGUGGAAUGUUUGCGCAACGCGAGCCGGAUUAUUCUUAGUGCAGCUGUGACGGCCCAAAGUGACAGUCAGCUCUACCAGAGUGUCAAGCAGCAAGCCGAGCUUAUCGCUCAGAGUCUUCAAUCUCUGGAGCGACAGCAAAAGAAAAAAAAACGGCCAUCCGGCCGAGUGGAAUCCGCGGCCAAUGCUGAAUCUGGUCUAAAACAACCACAGCAGCAGCAGCAGCAACAGUCACAUACUGAGCCAGUUGCUGUUGAGCGUGGGCGCCCUGCCAAUGCGCUGAAUCUUGUGCCACCUGCAGAUCGCAAUCCACGUUCCCCGUCGCCUAAUCAGGCCUCGCUGCAGCAAUUCUUAACACGCGUUGGAGACUCAUCCACCUUCAACACCGCACCAUCAAACUACAGUGAUCGCCAUCCAUCAAAUACUCAUUCUUCGAAUGGCCACGCACACCACUAAAUUUGCCAAGGACUCUACCGCCUGCGGAUAAUGUCUUGCUCUGCGCAUGCGCAUUUCCGAUGUCUGGAGAUUGCGCUGCAUGUACUCGUCUGCGUGUCAGUGCUGAUUGUGUCAACCAUUGUCGUUCAGACAGGUUAUUGUCAUACACGCUGCUGUUCUUGUUUGAAUCCUUCAUUCUCAGUUGCUGCUGCUGCUGUUGUUGUUGUUGUUGAUGUUUGUCGUGUUACACGCCAUGUUCGUAAAGGCUAGCUAGCCACCACGACUAGCCUACUUGUUGGUGGUGUUCUCUGCGGAGUUUCAUCACCCUGUGCUCGUCCUCGUGCACGUCCGCUGCUGGAAGUGGAUGUGUGCUUGUCAACGUCCGGUUGUCUUGUGAUCACUUUUUUCGUUAUUGUUUUUGUUGUUGUUGUCUGGUGUCUAUUUAAAUUUACUCUCUAGUUGGUGUGUCCAUGUUCUAGCCUGGCUGCUGUUGCUGCUGCUGCUUGUCUUUUGUGUGACAUUGCUGUACCACCGUGCACAGCUUUGAUUGAUCUAUCACUACACGUAUGUGUGUGUGUGUGUGUCUGUCUGUCUGUCUGUCUGUGUCUGUGUGAGGUAUGAUUGUAAUAAGUACUUCCCCCCGGCACAUCCGAACCCCCCGUUUCUAGUCGAGAAGCAAUCCUAGCAAGUAGUUUGUAUGAUUGUGAUGUGUUUGAGCAAGCCGACUGAAUUGUCUGGUGCUCCCUGGCACCCAUAGUGGCUGAAUUGUCUGGUGCUCCCUGGCACCCACAGUGGCUUUUACAGUAUGCAAACACGUUGUGACUUCAGGACACACGCUGUAUAUGCUCACGUUGUAUCGCGUGUUUGAUUGCCUGAAUGGUAGUGUACUUUAACUAACUCAACGUACGGAAUUCGCUCAUCUUUCACCUAUUUCACUUUUACCAUAAAUUUCAUCUUAUCAUACAACGCGAAUCGAUGCCGCAGCUACAUACAUACCUUGUCUCUUCUUGCUGCUUAUUUGAACAAUCCGUCAAUGAACAUAUUAUGCCUUUUGUGUAUUUUCAUAAAGAACCUUGAUAUAGUAGAGCGGACGCGCAGUCUUUAUCUUGCA
This is a messenger RNA of Sycon ciliatum, 4245 nucleotides long. RefSeq lists its product as uncharacterized. Bases 204 to 3155 code for a protein of 983 amino acids. The transcript is spliced from 14 exons. Lineage: Eukaryota; Metazoa; Porifera; Calcarea; Leucosolenida; Sycettidae. Gene Ontology annotation, biological process: protein deubiquitination. Gene Ontology annotation, molecular function: cysteine-type deubiquitinase activity. The record is from RefSeq and is a predicted model, not a curated record.